Messenger RNA from Phialemonium atrogriseum, 2079 nucleotides. Its product is annotated as cytochrome P450. The coding region runs from base 292 to 1968 and encodes 558 amino acids. The record is from RefSeq and is a predicted model, not a curated record. The transcript is spliced from 8 exons. Lineage: Eukaryota; Fungi; Ascomycota; Sordariomycetes; Cephalothecales; Cephalothecaceae. Gene Ontology annotation, molecular function: oxidoreductase activity, acting on paired donors, with incorporation or reduction of molecular oxygen; iron ion binding; heme binding.
GGGCAAGAUCUGGGCCAGCUGAUCAGCGGCCCAGAAAGAAGUGCCUUUUCACAACAUGGGCAAAAGUGUUACCCUCCCUGUCAGGCCCUGGAAAAUCCGCUAAACAGGGCUGGGUACGGAGUACUUGCUUAGUACUGCAACGUCGCGGGACAAGCCGCACGCUAGACUACACGAGGGAUGCCUCCCCCCAGAAGAGUAGGCCUGAGGACCUGGAAGAGUGUUCCCCGCACAACCUUGACUUCACCGCCGCUCCGCUUCUGUCUGACCUGCAAAGCCAUCACUUUCUAAAUAAUGGCGACCCUAAGCUCCGCCCUCGACUCCUCAUGGGAGGUGACGGCAGGAGUCUCGCUCCUGCUAGGUGUUGUCGCUCACCUCACUGUCCGACCGUUUGAGAUCGAUAGCAGAGCAUGGACUCUCCUGUUUUCGUACCUCGGCGUGCUCGCCAUGUUACUCGUGAACUUUGUCAAAGCCGGCGGGUUUACCAUCUUGGAUGGCCUCCUACGCACGAUCAUGGUAGCGAAUGCAUUCAGCGUCGGCCUGGCUUGUAGCACUCUGCUCUAUCGAGCCUUCUUCCACCGGCUGCAUCGGUUUCCUGGCCCUUUCCCAGCCAAGCUCUCACGGUUCUAUGCCAUGAGCAAGGCAGCCAAGAACCUACAGGCCAAUAUCGACAUCCAGAGGCUCCACGAGAAGUACGGGGACUUUGUCCGAGUUGGACCCCGCGAGAUCUCCAUCAACCGACUGUCUGCCAUCCAUGCUAUCUACGAGCAUCCAACUCAAUGCACAAGGUCUCCAUGGUACAGCCAGGUGUCGGAUGAUGUGAGCAAGAUUUCCAUCAAUUCCACCAGGGAUGUGAAGCUUCACAAGCUCCGGAAGAGGGCCUGGGAGAGAGGGUUGGGCUUCAGAGCUCUGGCGGUAUACAAACCACGCGUGGAGGCGAAGGUGGAUCUAUUGCUAUCACAGAUCGAGGCCUGUAAAGGGAUGUCAAUUGACAUGACCAAAUAUGCCAUGUUUUUCGGCUUUGAUGUCAUGGGAGACGUGGGGUUCUCGAAGGAUUUCCACAUGCUUGAAUCCGGGCAUGAGCAUGCUGCCAUCCGCGGGCUGCAUGACAAUAUGGCGGCUGUUGGUGUGCUUGGCACAGUGCCAUGGCUAAUGUCUAUGCUGUCCAAAAUACCGGGUGCCACUGGGAGCUACUCACGCUUCACGGAUUGGUGCGGCCAGGAGCUCAAGACAAAACGUUUAGUUGUGGCAAGCGAAAAGGCAACUCUUGGGGACCAGGAGCCCCAGGAUGUCAUGUCUUGGCUCCUCAGGGCGGAAGACGAACAAGACCAAUCUGCCCCGCCGGGUGAGGGCGCCUUCCAGGAAGACUCGCGCCUCAUGAUCAUCGCUGGCAGUGAUACUACAAGCGCCGCCUUAGCAAAUAGCCUCUACUUUUUGACCAAGAAUCCCGCCUGCUACCGAAAACUCCAACAGCUAGUGCAAGCAGAAUUCCCGGGAGGAGAGAAGGACUGGGCCUAUGAGAAGGUCAAAACCAUCGCGUAUCUGGACUACAUCAUCCAGGAGACCCUUCGAUUGAAGCCGUCUGUUCCAGCAGGGUUAUCUCGGUUGACGCCUCCGACAGGAUUACAAAUAGACGGGGUUUUCGUUCCCGGUGACACGAUUGUCUCGGUUCCGGCAUACACAGUCCACAGAGACCCGCGCUACUGGGAUAAUGCGACCGAGUUCAUGCCAGAGAGGUGGGAGCGAGUGUCACCAGAGAAGGCACCCUGGAUACCUUUCACCCGAGGCCAGUUCAGCUGCCCUGGUAGGAACCUGGCCAUCAUGGAGCUCCGGAUGGUUCUCAGCCGUAUUGCACUCCGGUACACCAUCUCUUUUCCUCCUGGAUAUGACGGAGAGAUGUUUGACAAGGAGGCCAAGGAUACGUUCACACUUAGCUUGCCUCCAUUGCACUUGAACUUCACAUUAAAUUAGCAAUCCAACGUGUUACGCCCCCUGGGAGUCGUCACGCUCUUGGAAGUCCAGCUCAGAGAUGCCAAACAAUAUGUCCAGUUGACGUAUCAUCAUUUGUCCGAUAUUGCCGAG